This is a messenger RNA of Gryllus bimaculatus (two-spotted cricket), 1667 nucleotides long. The record is from the annotation of a GenBank genome assembly. NCBI's taxonomy places the organism in Eukaryota, Metazoa, Arthropoda, Insecta, Orthoptera, Gryllidae.
AAAGCUUUCAGUUCUUCGAUACGCACUGGUCAUUCGCACAACUGAAGAGAAAGGGAAAAAAAAAAGAAAAAGAAAAAAAAGAGAGGGAGACCGACUAUGACAAUUAUAGUUAUGAUCGAGCAUAGAGAAAUGUUAUAUAUUUAAAUAUAUGAAUUGUGGGGCCGAGCAUUGAAACUACGUACCAUUUUGUUUUAUUGUUUUGGUUACAAAAUUGAUGUCUUUCAGAUCUAAAAGAUGAGUUUCACCUCAACAUUAUCCUGUAAUAAAUAACAAAUGUUACUAUGGUUACUGAAAACCGAUAUUUUGAACUGAGCAAAGGUGGAGGGUUUCGUGAAGCCAUUCUGAAUCAAAUAUUGUUAUCUACACGAAAUUAUGGCCGAGGAAGUUACUAUAGAAAAAAUGAAUUGGAAAAAAGAAUUAUUGAGGUAUUUGAUGUCUUUGAUCACGCUGGAGAAAAAACUGUGGAUGUGCGGGAAGUUGGUACCCUCAUACGAUCACUGGGAUGCUGCCCAAGUGAACUGGAUCUUCAAGAAAUUAUUGCAGAAGUAGAAGAUAAGGAAGCUUCUGGCAGUGUGACUUUAGAAAAGUUCUUGCAAUGUAUGGUGAGACUUGUUGAAGAAAACAAAUUGCAGCCUGCAGAGCCUGAAGAGUUACUAAAAGCUUUCCAAAUGUUAGACCCUGAAAAAAGAGGAUACAUUACAAAAGAAGAAAUGACUAAAUAUAUGCUGGAAGAGGGAGAACCCUUCACUCAGGAAGAAGUAGAUGAAAUGAUGGGUGUGGCAGUAGACAGUGAAACUGGAAAUAUUCCAUAUGAAUAUUACAUUAAUCAAUUAAUGAUUGAUUAAAGUUUUGGUGAAUACAUAUCAUAUUAAAAUAAAAUUACUUCAAAAAUAAAAGCAAGAGAUAUUUAACAAACAUUGUAAUCUAUAUGAGCAAUACUAAAUAAAUAGUAACAUCAUAUCCCCACUUGACUUUUUGUCUUUCUUUAUACAAUCUCAGUAAUUACAUAUAAGAUCUUAAUCUAUUUAAUGCAAAAUUUUUCACUGAAUGAGUACAAGAAAUUAAUUUCUUAGACAAUGUAGUGAAAUGCUAAGCAUUGUAGUCUGAGAAUAUGUAAUCAGUUUCAGCAAAACCGUGACUUUUGUCAAAAUGAUGUUUUGAAUUUGCAAUAACUUCGAAAGUCUAACACUUCAAGACACUUUGACAGACCAACUAUAACUCCAUUUUAAAGCAUUCUACACCGACGUGCAACAUCAUCAAUUUCUGCAAGUUGUGGACCCAUCUUCGCAAAAUCUUUCAAGUCGAUUCCUGUAAAGUAAAUACACAAUGGAUGACAUAUGCAUACAUGACAGCAAGCAAUGCAAGGUAUCAAGCAGGCAAGGAAAAACAUCUUCACACAUUAGAUAAAUAAAUUUUAUAAAAAAUUAGAUAAAAUGCAAUUUAGGACAAAAAGUCUGAAUGGAAAAGAUUACUAUCAAUAAAAAACAAUUAUUUGAAUAUCAUUACUUUUUUUAUUUUGUUGGGUCUUCAUAGACACGAUGCUUCUUCAAGCAAUUUGGGAGGAGUUGAGUACUUUGCACUUGGAAUAAUUACUUACUGCACUUAUUAUUAGGAGUAAUCCUCCAUUACCAAUAUGUCAUGUCUCGUUGUAAUCAGUUGUCAAGAGG